AUCAAGUCGUUGACUGGCUGGAUAGUGGGCUGUUUGGUCAACAUAUCCCUUUUAAAAAGAUUGGAAAUUGCGGAUAUAGAGCUGGAUUUUCCUUCAAAAUUCAAACAUGGAGAUUCCAUGUGCGUAUGAAAGGAAAAUAUUUUCCAAGAAAAUGGUUGAGGAGAGUUUUAUUUUCACAUUCCAUACAAGGGAAGGUUGAGGGUGGACUUCGUUUUCAUACUGAAGGGUUUUUAUUGUUAUUAUUGUUUCCUUACAGCUGUAUUACAGGUGGGCACACAGAGUGAGAUUCUCAUAAAGGCCGAAGAAUCUGAAUCUGAAUCUCUUCUGGUUCCACCCUCCUUUGGAGACAAACAGGUAAGUUCAUCUCUGGCUCUGGCUCUGGCUCUGGCUCUGGCUAUGGUUCUUGUUCGAUUUUGAUUGUAUUCUCAUGCUUUUGGGUCUAUUGGAAUGAUGUCUUCGGCCCAAAAACUGGAUAAUUUCUAGCUCCUGGAAGGAAUAAUCAUGUCUGUGCACAAUGAAAAUGGGAAUGGGGCUCCAACUAAAGUUGAGGGAAAGUAUGCUGCAAUCAUUGUGUGUUGGCUUCUGGGAAAUGGAUGCCUUUUUUCAUGGAACAGCAUGCUUACAAUAGGAGAUUAUUAUGCUUAUUUGUUUCCGGACUACCAUCCUUCAAGGGUCCUUACCCUAGUAUAUCAACCAUUUGCACUUGUAACAAUUGCAAUAUUGACAUACAAAGAAGCAAAAAUCAAUACUAGACUACGAAACUUAUUUGGAUAUACACUUUUCUUCAUAAGUACCCUUUUAGUCUUAGUUUUGGACUUAGCUACAUCUGGGAAAGGAGGACUUGGGACUUUCAUUGGAAUUUGUGUCCUUAGUGCUGCUUUUGGAUUAGCAGAUGCUCAUGUUCAGGGUGGGAUGGUUGGAGACCUCUCUUUCAUGCUUCCUGAAUUCAUGCAAUCUUUCCUUGCUGGUUUGGCUGCAUCAGGGGCUAUAACCUCUGGUUUGAGGUUGAUUACAAAAGCAGCAUUUGAGAAUUCAAGGGAUGGCUUUCGGAAAGGAGCCAUAUUGUUCCUUUCCAUCUCGACAUUCUUUGAGCUAUUUUGUGUUAUUCUCUACGCAUUUGUCUUUCCAAAGCUACCAAUAGUGAAGUACUUUCGUGCAAAGGCAGCCUCUGAAGGAUCCAAAACUGUUUCAGCUGAUCUUGCAGCUGGUGGCAUCCAAACAACUGGGGCUGAAAAAGACCCAGAACAACCCGAGCGCCUAAGCAACAAACAGUUGUUACUUCAGAACAUAGACUAUGCGAUCGACCUAUUUUUGAUAUACAUUUUGACAUUGUCUAUUUUCCCUGGAUUCUUGUCUGAAGAUACUGGAUCACACAGCUUGGGUUCAUGGUAUUCUCUUGUUCUAAUUGCCAUGUACAAUGGAUGGGAUCUAAUUGGGAGAUACAUUCCGCUCAUUAAAUGCAUAAAGUUGAAGUCGCGAAAAGGACUCAUGAUAGGAAUUCUCACCCGUUUCUUGCUCAUACCAGCAUUCUAUUUCACUGCCAAAUACGGAGACCAGGGCUGGAUGAUAAUGCUGACAUCCUUCUUGGGAUUAACCAAUGGUUAUUUCACAGUCUGUGUUCUUACAGAAGCACCAAAAGGGUAUAAGGGACCCGAACAAAACGCAUUGGGAAAUAUCCUCGUGUUUUUUCUCCUUGGAGGACUGUUUGCAGGGGUAACAGCUGACUGGUUGUGGCUCAUAGGCAAAGGAUGGUGACCGUUGAUUACUGUUCAACACCGGACAACGGUAAAGACUUAUACGUCUAUUUUAUAGAUCAGCGAUGAAUAAAUGGAUGGCAAAGUAGUCAAUUCUUUAUUUGAAGUCUGGAUUGGUAUGUACAUUGUUCUGUUUUCAGAGUUGUAAACAAUCAACUGGUUUACAGGUUUAUAUCUAAUCGGUACAGUGGUAUAUUUCAUCUGUUUGCUCUCA
Vitis vinifera (wine grape) is the source of this 1968-nucleotide messenger RNA. Its product is annotated as equilibrative nucleotide transporter 3. The record is from RefSeq and is a predicted model, not a curated record. The transcript has 10 exons. Gene Ontology annotation, cellular component: plasma membrane. Gene Ontology annotation, molecular function: nucleoside transmembrane transporter activity. Bases 502 to 1755 code for a protein of 417 amino acids. Gene Ontology annotation, biological process: nucleoside transmembrane transport. Lineage: Eukaryota; Viridiplantae; Streptophyta; Magnoliopsida; Vitales; Vitaceae.